AUGGCGGAAAGUGAGAAUUCGUCUGAAAAUUCGUCUCUUAAAAAGAAUGAAAAAAAGAACGUCACACUGUGCCUACACUGUAAAAAAAAAGUUGUGAACGUAGUGAAGUGCAAAAAGUGUAAUAACUCCUUUCAUCCUGCUUGUCUGGAGCAGGCAGGCGAGUUGAAAAAUACCAAUUGUAUGAACGAAUCAAGCAAGGUUAGAAGAGAGAGUGUAAACAUGCUGCUCUGGGAAGAAUCAACGGAGUUGGAUCUUCUAAGAACGCUGGUGAAAGAACUGCAAAGCAAAAAUCGAAUAGCGGAAGAAAACAGUCAACUUUUGAGAGAAAAGGUGCAUUUCCUUGAAGAUAGAGUUGAUUAUCUAAAUAAAAAGGUCCAACAACACGAAAAUACCAAACAUCCAUCGGAUUCAGUGACAUCUAACGAGGAACCUCGCAAAAUCCAUAAUGUGGUUGCAAACAACGAAAUCGUAAUUCUGGAAAAUCUUAGUGCUGAACCAGUUGACGACAGUUUCGCACUGCCUGCGGCCAACUCCCCUGUCAUCGUGAAUUCAGCGCCCAUCGCUACUCGGACUGAGAAAGAUGAAGACAAAUGGAUAGAGGUUAGAAACCGAAAUACAAAUAAAAUCUCGGUCAGAAACAGACCUGUUGAUAAAUCCAGUCGACCUGAACCUUUGAGAGGCUCCAAUGGGCAUCCUAAUAAACCAUUUUCGGAACUUGCAGCGCCAAAAUAUGGUAAAGGAAAACCUAAACAGCAGGAAGUAAAGAUUCUGCAUAUAAAUGUGAGAUCUCUAAGAAGAAAAAUAGAUGAGUUGGAAGCCUUUCUUGUUGAUGAGGACAUUGAUGUACUGUGCCUGACAGAACAUUGGUUGACCAAAGAAGAAAUGGAAGUUGUCCAUUUGCAGGGAUACAUGAUGAGAGGGUCUUCUGAACGGAAGGACUUCACAGCUAGCUUUGGCUUAGAAAGAACAAUCUUUGAACCAACUCGUGGGGACUCCUGUCUUGACAAUGUUUUCCUUAGUAGUGCGAUGGAGCUGUGUGGCUCUCAGGUAUGUGAUAUUGGAAUAUCAGAUCAUAAAGGUCAGCUGGUUAAAUUUCUUGGUUGUGAAACCACAGGUUUUAUUCAAAAUAAAAAAAUGUAUAGACCAGUAACACAAAGAGGUUUGUUUAUGUUACACAGUAGAUUGUCGGAGAUAUCUUGGGAUUUCAUUACUGUUGAUAGUACCAGCGGUGAACAAAAGUUUAGCCACUUCAUGGAUAUUCUUCAAGAAGCCUAUACAUACUCUUUUCCAAAGAAAACUUAUGUGGUAAGAUCCGACCAGGGCAAUAAUAUUUCCUGGUUUAAUACCGAACUAAGUGCAAUGAGGGAACAUUUGAAGGAUUUUGAGAGAGCUGAAAGGGCAGUAUGGUUUUGUGAGUGACCAGUAUUAUAAAAACUACAAAAAUCUAUAUAGAAAUAAAAUAAGAAAAGCUAAGAUAAAUGCUAAUGACAACCUUGUAAAGAGCUCAAGUAAUCCUGCUAAAACCGUGUGGGAUAUCAUUAACAAAAAAAGAGGUAAGAGUAAUAAGUGCCCUGGGAGCAGUGACCUGUCACCUGAUGACUUUAAUAAUUUUUUUGGUAAUAUAGCAGGUAAUAUAGUAAAUCACAUCCCUGAUGUACAUUUAGAUCCUGUUAAUAAUAUUGAUUUCCUGGUACCGCCACCUCUGUUUUCUUUUUCUGAAGUCACAUUUAACGAGGUUCGCGAUGUAACAGAUAAUCUCAAAAAUAAAAACAGUAAAGAUAUUUUUGGUUUCAAUUUAAAAAUUGUAAAAUGUAUAACAUAAUUUUGAUCCCUCUAACGCGACUGAUUAAUAUUUGUCUUAGAGAAAAUAUUUUUCCAACUGUUCUAAAGAGAGCUAGUGUCACACCUAUUUUUGAGAACGGCAAUGUUGAUUCACCAGAGAACUACAGACCUAUAUCCCUUCUUCCAGUUAUCUCUAAGAUCUUUGAAAAAUGUAUGGCUUUGAGACUGGUAACCUUUUUUGAGGCAAAUGAAUUGUUUUCACAAUAUCAGUUUGGUUUUCGCCAGGGUAAGAGCACUGUUAUGGGUGUACUUAACCUGGUUUCUUCUAUAAUUGAUGCUUUCCAUGGAGGAGGGUAUAACACGGUUCUUUUCUGCGAUCUUAGUAAGGCAUUUGAUUGUGUGAGCCAUGACAUCCUUUUAAAAAAGCUCCUUGCUUACAACUUUAGUUAUGAUUCCAUUAAACUAAUUGAGUCUUACCUUAGUAAUAGAACUCAGGUGGUGAGAUGUGAUGGAGUGACAUCAGCGGAGCGAAGUGUUAAUAUUGGCGUCCCACAGGGCUCCAUCUUGGGCCCAAUUCUUUUUUUAAUUUACAUAAAUGAUUUACCUCUCAAUAACAAUAUGGCAAACUUUACUCUCUUCGCGGAUGAUACGACCGUCUCUCACACCGCUAAUAGUUUUGAGCGCUCAAUGGCACAGUCUCUGGCUGCGCAGGAUGAGGCUGAGCUGUGGUUUUGCUCCAAUAAGCUGUUGCUAAAUAAAGAUAAGACAAAUAGAAUGGUGUUCUCCAUGCGAAGCCUGCCUGGAGACAGUGGUUUGGUUGAUGAAGCCAAGUUUCUGGGGGUUACUUUGGAUCUAAGAUUGCAAUGGGGCCUUCACAUUGACAGUGUUGCUGGAAAGGCCACCAAAGGUAUAUAUGUGCUACGGAGUUUGUCUUCUUGUGUUUCUGUAGAAAUAUUGAGAAUGGCUUACUUUGCCAUUUGCCAUUCACAUAUAUCCUAUGCCAUUCUGGCUUGGGGGCAUUCUUCACGGGUCCAUAGACUGUUCGUCUUGCAAAGAAGAGCAGUUAGGGUUGUGAGCCGUCUGGGCUGCAGGGACGAUUGCAGAGAUACCUUUGUCAAGUUGGAAAUCCUUACUGUGCCUUGUUUAUAUAUUUUUGAAAAUCUACUAUUCGUUAAAAGAAACUCUAACUAUGUAACUCAUGGAAACGUCCAUGAGCACAAUACUAGGCAUAAGAACAAUCUAGUACCUUCUUAUUGGCGACUGAGAAGGUGUCAAGAUGGACCUGGUUAUUGGGCGGUCAAAUUUUUUAAUGUACUUCCAGACGGCUUAAAAUCGCUUCCGUUUAAAGAUUUUAAAGUUCAAAUCAAGAAAAUUCUUAUUAAUAACUCAUUUUACACGUUUGAAGAGUUUUUAAGACAUAAAUUUUAACUAUAAAUCUUAAUAUGUUAUGUUAGCGUUAUAUCUUUAUGAGUGCUGGUGUACUUGUUUGUAAUUUUUUAUGAUCAUUAGCACUCCCUUUGUUUUAAUUCUAAUGCAAUUCUCAUUUGAU
Messenger RNA from Acanthoscelides obtectus, 3331 nucleotides. The record is from the annotation of a GenBank genome assembly. NCBI's taxonomy places the organism in Eukaryota, Metazoa, Arthropoda, Insecta, Coleoptera, Chrysomelidae.